Messenger RNA from Helicoverpa zea (corn earworm), 1032 nucleotides. RefSeq lists its product as uncharacterized. The record is from RefSeq and is a predicted model, not a curated record. Bases 59 to 928 code for a protein of 289 amino acids. Lineage: Eukaryota; Metazoa; Arthropoda; Insecta; Lepidoptera; Noctuidae. The transcript has 5 exons.
CAACGACCAAGAUAAUUCAAUUAUCUACCUAUUUCCCGCCAUUACUAUUCAAUCCAAAAUGGCUGCCAAUCAAUAUUUGUACUUUUUAUUUUUAAUAACACAGACAAAAAGUGCGGCCGUACACGUUCCUAUGCCAGAAAUAAAAGAGGAUUACAAUAUGAGGUCUCAUUUAAAAUAUGAUAAUGUAUGGGAAUAUUGUUCUAAGAGAGACAUCGCGUGUAAAUCUAAUAAUACGAACAUAUGUGCCGCAAAAAUAGUGGGUCAGAGAAGGUUUUACAAAGACUUCGGGAACGGAUGUUACUUAUUUUUGAGUAAUAUGUGUGAUCAUCCUGAAGAAGAGUAUUACAUAGUAACUUCAGGCAGUUGUGCGGAACACUUCCAAGGAACAAGGCGGAUCGGUGAUGGUGAAGAACUAAACGAUACUCUAGCUACAAACUCUUCAGAAAUAAACGAAUCGAAAGAAAUAAACGGCACUGAAGCUACAUUCGGAGACGACAAUGAAGAUGACGAUGCUCUACGCCAAGCCAAGGAAGAAAAGCCGUUCAGCCCACUGUACACUACAGACGAGGCAUUCGACGGUCAUAUAUGUCCUCAUUCGUGUCCCGACGUCUACUCUCCGAUCUGCAUUGCUUUAAACAGGGGCUUCGGGAAAUAUUUCAAGUUUUUGACCUUCAUCAACCAUUGUUUAGGCGACUUAUAUUAUUGUAAGAAUCAUGAAGAGUUCAAAGCGCCACCCCACGAAGAAGAACCAAUUGUUCAAGACUCACCUCUUUCGUGGUCAUACUGCGCCUCAUCCAGAUUCCUGACUUUCGCGCGUUUUUCUGAACAACUGUCGGCAAUGGGUCACUACGGCUGGUUGGCGGGAGAUUACAAGUUCUCGCACAUACUGACACCAGAAGAGAGAGAGAGAUUGGAGAACCGAGGAUAGACACCAGAAUAGGAAAAAUAUUAUCUAACUGCUUGUAUACCGUUAAUAAUCAUGGCGAAAGGGUUAAAAAUAGUGAUUCUAAUUAGAUUGCCAAAAAAUAUUCG